Lepisosteus oculatus (spotted gar) is the source of this 2144-nucleotide messenger RNA. RefSeq names its product tubulin alpha chain. Gene Ontology annotation, biological process: microtubule cytoskeleton organization; mitotic cell cycle. Gene Ontology annotation, cellular component: microtubule; cytoplasm. The record is from RefSeq and is a predicted model, not a curated record. NCBI's taxonomy places the organism in Eukaryota, Metazoa, Chordata, Actinopteri, Semionotiformes, Lepisosteidae. Gene Ontology annotation, molecular function: structural constituent of cytoskeleton; GTP binding.
ACAGCCGGCUAAGCUGCACUAGUCACUCACGGAGACCACUUUGAAGGUUUGCAGUGAGGAAGCGAAGUACCGCAGGAUUUCGUCUUGACCUACGCAUUUGUAUUUAUUAUAUUUUCAAAAAAAAAAAAGACUCGGAACAAUACAGCAGCAAGAUGCGUGAAUGCAUUUCUGUACACGUGGGCCAAGCUGGUGUCCAAAUGGGCAAUACCUGCUGGGAGCUCUACUGCCUGGAGCAUGGGAUCCAGCCUGACGGGCAGAUGCCUAGCAACAAGCCGGUGGGUGGGCACGACGACUCCUUCACCACUUUCUUCAGCGAUACUGGAGCAGGGAAAUACGUGCCCAGGGCCAUCUUUGUGGACCUGGAGCCCACCGUCAUAGACGAGGUGCGCACAGGUACCUACCGCCAGCUGUUCCACCCCGAGCAGCUCAUCACUGGCAAGGAAGACGCUGCCAAUAACUACGCCCGCGGGCACUACACCAUCGGCAAGGAGAUCAUCGACCCCGUUUUGGAUAGGAUCCGUAAACUGGCGGAUCAGUGCACAGGUCUUCAAGGUUUCCUGGUUUUCCACAGCUUUGGAGGUGGUACUGGUUCUGGUUUCACCUCACUGCUGAUGGAGCGCCUCUCUGUGGAUUUUGGUAAAAAGUCCAAGCUGGAGUUUGCCAUCUACCCAGCUCCCCAGGUGUCUACAGCUGUGGUGGAGCCCUACAACUCCAUCCUGACCACCCACACCACCCUGGAGCACUCUGACUGCGCCUUCAUGGUCGACAACGAGGCCAUCUAUGACAUCUGCCGCAGGAACCUGGACAUUGAGCGCCCAUCCUAUACCAAUCUCAAUCGGCUCAUCAGCCAGAUCGUCUCCUCCAUCACUGCCUCCCUGCGCUUUGAUGGUGCCCUGAAUGUGGACCUGACUGAGUUCCAGACCAACCUGGUGCCCUACCCUCGCAUCCACUUCCCUCUGGCCACCUACGCCCCUGUGAUCUCUGCUGAGAAGGCCUACCAUGAGCAGCUGUCGGUGGCUGAGAUCACCAACUCCUGUUUUGAGCCUUCAAACCAGAUGGUGAAAUGUGACCCCCGUCAUGGCAAGUACAUGGCCUGCUGUCUGCUGUACCGUGGAGACGUGGUGCCCAAAGAUGUUAAUGUGGCCAUCGCCACCAUCAAGACCAAAAGGAGCAUCCAGUUUGUGGACUGGUGUCCCACUGGCUUCAAGGUGGGUAUCAACUACCAGCCCCCAACAGUGGUGCCUGGGGGAGACCUGGCCAAGGUGCAGAGAGCUGUGUGCAUGCUGAGCAACACCACCGCCAUCGCUGAGGCCUGGGCUCGCCUGGACCACAAGUUCGACCUGAUGUACGCCAAGCGUGCCUUUGUCCACUGGUACGUGGGAGAGGGGAUGGAGGAGGGAGAGUUCUCUGAAGCACGAGAGGACAUGGCGGCCCUGGAGAAGGAUUAUGAAGAGGUGGGAAUUGAUUCCUAUGAAGGAGAAGAAGACGGAGAAGAGUACUAGGAAUACAAAGCAUCAGUGAAGGCAAAGAAAGAGAUUUGUUAGAUGUCAGACGCCAGAUUACACCGAGAUCUCCGAAAAUAAGUGGACACACUGCUCUUGGGUUCGUUUGUUUCUCAUAGCUGUAUAAAAAUGUCUAGCACUCAUGCCAGAAAAAUAAAUUUCCAUGUAGUUCUCAGUAAUAUAACUGGUACUUAAUGUCUUUAAAAGCACCUGCGUACAGGUUGGGGAAAAAAAAAAAACAUUUGACCAUUACCAUUGAUAAUACUUAAACUGGAAAAUAAGUUGAUAUAAGACCAUUGUAUGGUGUGGCAAAAAUAAAGCAUAUUAAAAACCUUGAAAUGUCAUUAGUGUAUUCCAUCCAGAACACUGAAAUAUAUUCGCAUCAUGGGCAAUAAACAUUUAGCGAGUCUCUCUCUUUGGAUGAUCACCGUGGUUUGCUGCAAAUUGCUCGCAUUACGUAGCACGAAAUGUUUUGGGUGAAACACCCAUGUUUGGGGGUUUAUUUAUUUCAUUGGGCCUUUUGAAAUAUUUGUGUUGCUGUUUGUUUCUGUUACCAAGCACAGUAUGUGAUGCGGAGGCCUACAGAAACUGUCGUAACUGCCAGAAGCCCUUACUUUUGUAAAUAAACUUGUUUAACCCAAA